UUUUUUUUUUCUAUACUACAAAAUGACGCCUAGGUCAAGAAAACCUAUGAUAUCGCACUUCAAUGUUAUGGUGGUGGGAUUCUCAGGGGUAGGGAAAACUUCAUUUGUACGGACUUUAUUGGAAUCACUCAAGAUGAAGAUGACAAAGGACAAGAGAGAAACCAUGUUUCAACCUACUGGUAAUGGCAAAGCUUUAAUUGAAGGACCUCUCGAACGUACCUUGGUACCAUAUACUGUCUCUGUAGAUGCUGAAGUGGAUGGUGAAAAGAUGGUUUUGACCUUGAUUGAUACUCCUGGCUUUCAAACCGAUUAUAUUGUGGACAAACAAUUACAUGAUAUUUUGGGUUAUAUUGAACAUCAAUUUGAUCUUACAUUGGCUGAGGAAAACAAAGUGAAACGAAAUCCCAAAGCAGUAGAUACUCAAGUACAUGCAUGUCUUUAUUUUGUGGAUCCUAGCAAGACAGAUUUGGAUGAUUAUGAUAUUCGAGUUCUUUCCAAAUUAGCGAAACGAGUGAAUGUGAUACCAGUGAUAGGCAAAGCCGAUACUCUGACUUUGGCUCAACGCAACAGAUUAAGACCCACCAUCAUCAAAUCGAUUUACAAUACUCAUAAACUUCCACUUUACGGUAUGCCCGAAGACGAAGAAGAAGAAAAUGAAGAUGAAUAUAUCGACGAUUCUAUUACUACAGAAACUAACAAUGAUGACGAAAAGACCAACAAAGAUGACAAAGUAAACAGAAAGGAAAGUUUGGACGUAUUUUUACAACAAUUUGAUUAUGAAAAGGAAGAUGAUGAAGUACAAACAUUCAUCGAUUAUUUGCGCGCCAUUCCUUUUACAUUUAUUGCAUGCGAAGAAGAUCCAACAACCGGCCAACCUAUCAAGAUGAAGUCUACAGAUGGUAAAACCUCUAUUCAACUUGGAAGGGAUUAUGGAUGGGGCACCAUUGAUUGUUUAAGCGAUGAAUAUAGUGACUUCAAUAAACUCAAAACAAUGCUUUUGGUAUCUCACCGACGUAUUCUCAUGUCCGAAACUGUCGAACGUUACUAUGAACAAUAUCGUACCGAACGCCUUUUACAGAAACGUGCUACCAAGAUGAAAAGUAUGGUUGUCAGCAAGAAAAUCUUGGAAGAUCUCACCCAAAUUUAGUUUCUUUUUUUUUUUAUUUGUUACUUUCUUUCUUUUUUUUUUUUUCUAUUGAUUUGGUUGACG
This is a messenger RNA of Halteromyces radiatus, 1210 nucleotides long. Its product is annotated as Septin-domain-containing protein. NCBI's taxonomy places the organism in Eukaryota, Fungi, Mucoromycota, Mucoromycetes, Mucorales, Cunninghamellaceae. Gene Ontology annotation, cellular component: septin ring; cell division site; cytosol. Bases 23 to 1147 code for a protein of 374 amino acids. Gene Ontology annotation, biological process: cytoskeleton-dependent cytokinesis. The transcript is spliced from 2 exons. The record is from RefSeq and is a predicted model, not a curated record. Gene Ontology annotation, molecular function: GTPase activity; molecular adaptor activity; GTP binding.